GUGUGCUGGCCGUGUCAAAGUGAAAGCGAACCUUUGUUUGACCCGACCGACACCACUCUCUUCCUCACCUCUUACCUUCUGCACCUGGUUUUUCUGCUUCUUCUGCUCGGCCAUGUACUAGGUUGUGUGGCCACUCUAUCCGUACUUCUCAACCCCCUCUUCCCCCUCCUCUCCUCUUUUCAACAUCCCGUCCCGACCCACGUAUCACCGAUUUACUGAUCGAGAGCAACCUCAUUUACUUCUACCAGGCUUUCUCAUUUACUCCUAUCCAGCAACACGGAGCACGUUGCCUAUUUCUUGCUCGUUUGCCCCUCCCCCCUCGCCCAUUCUCGGAGUCGCCUCCCUACCUACCUUACCUCCCAACCCCACCUUGGCCGAAACGGGGACACCAUCGAGAACAAUCACACCGAUAAAUUUCGAGCCAUCCUAACGCCCCUCUUGGCCCCCUUUCCUGCAGCCACUUGUCGACCUCGGAUACUGUCCAUCACUGCAUCGCCAGAUACUAAAAUUCGCCUCAGACCUCGUCGGCACGCAAGUCGCUCUACAAUCACACACUGACCUCAAUACUCCCGACCAUUCACACCUAGCCCUCGCCCCCCUUCUUCUCCGACCAGCGCCGAUAAUCGCGACUUCAGUGGCAAUCCGGAUUGCUAUACCGAUCAGGCGGCGCGACUACUAUCUUGUAUCUUCCCCAGCCAGUGUUCAGCCUCCUCUUUGCGAUAUAACCGCUGCGCAGCACGCAGCAGUCACGACUGCCGACGGCUUGGAAAUCAGAGACAGCAGGUACAGUUCUAGAUACGGCGCGGGAAAACGCUUCUUCGGGGAGCAUACAACUUUCCUCGACCGGUCAGCAAGGCAUGACAGCGACCUCUUAGUGUACUUCAGCUUCACUUUCGGUUCGUUUCAUUUUCACUCUGCGAGCGAGAAUCCGUAGCCCAACAUGGCCGAUCCUUUUGCGCCUCGAUCUAUGAAGCGCAAGAACGUCAAGGGUCUCGCUUUGACGCCUGCUGCGCCCAAGCCGCCCCCAACCGCUGAAACCAGCAGAGCUGGAUACGAUCCUCGCGAUAAGGAUGGCGGGGACCAGUCGGCGCAGUUGGAAAUCGGCAUCGAGUACAAGCUGGACCUGAGACCAGAGGACCUCGAGAUUCUGAAGGAGCUUGGCUCCGGAAAUGGAGGCACUGUCAGCAAAGUCAGACAUGUUUUGACUGGAACCGUUAUGGCACGCAAGGUUAUCCACGUGGAAGCCAAGAAGGAGAUGCGUAAGCGCAUUGUUCGUGAGCUCCAGAUCAUGCAUGGUUGCUCGUCCGAGUACAUUGUCAACUUCUACGGCGCUUUCCUGAACGAUCACAACGAUGUCAUCAUGUGUAUGGAAUAUAUGGACGUCGGUGCCCUUGAUCGAGUUUCGAAGGUCUUUGGCCCGGUUCGAGUCGAUGUACUGGGCAAAAUCGCAGUGGCGACGCUGGGAGGUCUGACCUACCUCUACUCGAAGCACCACAUUAUGCACCGGGAUAUCAAGCCGUCCAACAUCCUUGUCAACUCCAGAGGAAGCAUCAAGCUGUGCGACUUUGGCGUUUCUGGUGAACUCAUCAACUCCGUUGCAGAUACUUUUGUCGGAACAUCGACAUACAUGGCCCCCGAGCGAAUUCAGGGUGAGAAGUACACAGUCAAGUCGGAUGUCUGGAGUUUCGGUCUCACCAUAAUGGAGAUGGCUAUUGGAAAGUUUCCAUUCAACGCGAGCGAGCAACUUUCGGACGGCGAGUGUGCACCGGCAGGUAUUCUGGAUCUUCUGCAGCAAAUUGUACACGAGCCCGCGCCGAGACUACCAAAGAGCGAUGCAUUUCCCUCAAUCUUGGAAGACAUGAUUCAAAAGUGUCUGUCAAAGGUUCCCGACGAACGGCCGACUCCCCAGGAACUUUUUGACCGUGACCCGUUUGUCCAAGCUGCCAAGAGAACACCGGUCGACUUGAGAGAAUGGGCGGUCGGAAUGAUGGAGAGAGACAACCGCAAGUCUCAUUUGGCACCUCAACUGUCACCGGCCACUCGCGAUCUCCUGAACUCGAGCGACUCGCCGACCUACCAUGGCGGGUCUGGAAAUGAUCGAUCCCUCGACACGCCGACUUCGGGAGAGAUCCCCAUUGCGGGCGCUGGCAUCAUCUCUCCACGAGAACCCGUUAGCCACUCUAAUCGCUCCCCCACUCGAAACGGGCUCAACACCAUGAGCAGUCGACAGCCGGGUGGGCAUCCUGGCAUGGGACAGAGGAUUGUUACAACCAAUUCGAUCCCCAAAGCUGGCGAGUAUCCGAAUAGCGCAGGGCCCGUGAGCGCCAACGCUGCUUCUUUCAGCUUGCCUGUUCGCCCGGCACCUGGCGGCCCCCUGCCGCCGGCCCCUCCACGUAAGAGCACUCCUGACGACCCAAGACGCGAGAACAGGCGACAGGCAACCUUUGGUAUGCCCCCGGCACCCAGGAGCUACGCGAGCGAUGUGUACAAUGGUACCUCCAACUAGUCGCAGGAGGGCUUCAACUAUAUCCAAGGCGAUGUGCCUCAGUCAUACCAAGAAGCAACACCGCAUAAUAGAGCCUUGGGUCGCGCUGUUUCGCUACAACAACCAGAGUCAUCUUUCGAUCUAGGGCUUAGGACCUGCAAUUUGUCUGCGCAGACGGCUUUUCGGCCCGCGUAUGAUAAUCCAGCGGAACGCGCGAUCGCGUCAGCCCCGAUCUACCCGUCUCAACGGGUACCGGCACUCGAUAUCAGAUGCCGUAGAAAGUGUCGCGCAGACAAUGUUGCUGGCUUGGAAGACCCUUUUAUCUAGAAACAACACAAAGACUGUCGGACUUCUAUAUCACCGCGAAGGCCCAACUGCCGGGCAGGUGGCCUGCCCACAGUAGAGUUUUCUUCGCUCUCUUCAUCGGCAUCAUUCGGCGUAUGCAUGGUAUCAUCCUGUCUCUUGCAAAUACGGGCGUCUUGAAGUUGCCGAUGGUUAAGCCAUUUUGCUGGCUUGGACAGAAUGACCUUGAUCGGCUGGGGCCAGGACGGUAUGGAUUUUGUCGCAAAAGGGCCACCCAUGUAAGGGACAACGUAUCUGGCAUGCUUGGAGGACGGAUUUCAUUGGAGGCGUACUCUACUCUCUAGACAAAGUGAUGAACGCUUGGGCAUUCAU
This is a messenger RNA of Colletotrichum destructivum, 3160 nucleotides long. Its product is annotated as Putative serine/threonine-protein kinase, active. Gene Ontology annotation, molecular function: ATP binding; protein kinase activity. Bases 941 to 2506 code for a protein of 521 amino acids. The record is from RefSeq and is a predicted model, not a curated record. The transcript has 4 exons. NCBI's taxonomy places the organism in Eukaryota, Fungi, Ascomycota, Sordariomycetes, Glomerellales, Glomerellaceae. Gene Ontology annotation, biological process: protein phosphorylation.